Messenger RNA from Cornus florida, 3036 nucleotides. RefSeq lists its product as uncharacterized. The coding region runs from base 1 to 3036 and encodes 1011 amino acids. Lineage: Eukaryota; Viridiplantae; Streptophyta; Magnoliopsida; Cornales; Cornaceae. The transcript is spliced from 6 exons. The record is from RefSeq and is a predicted model, not a curated record.
AUGCCACAACCCCAAUACAAAAACAGUCCCCUCCACCACACCAGUAGUCUACCAAACUUAGUCCCUCAACACAAAAACCGCAGAAAAUACAUGCCUCUUUCUAAGAAAUACAGUCCUUCCAAGAACACAGAUAUGGCCCAGAGCCAUGCUACCCCACCAUUACAUACUCUAGUGGCUGCAAUGGCCAACAAUCACCUCUUCAACCCACCCCUUCUGGCUUCAUCUUCUCUGAGUGAUCCAUGGAGCUAUAACAAGCCACUACAGAAAGGGACAUUGACUGCAAGAAGUCUCAAAAAAGCUGCAAGAAUGAAAGAACCAAACAUUUCAGGGUUGAUGCAUGAGGGUUCAGGAAGCCCAGGGCAAGCAAUUCAUUGCUCCAUAUCAGUAAUUGGUCUGAAUCUAUCUUUUUUUACAUCAUUCAUCUAUGCAUCCAAUUGUGCCACUGAAAGACAGGUUCUAUGGGAUGAUAUCACCCACUGCUCAACAAUCUUUGCUGCUGGCCCUUGGUUGUUAAUGGGGGAUUUUAAUGUCAUUCCCAAUAUAGGAGAGAAGCAUGGUGGAUCUAUGAAAUGGAGCACUGCAAUGUCUGAUUUCAAGGACUGCCUCCAAAAUGCUGAAUUAGAGGACCUUAAGUUCUGUGGGAUUCUAUACUCUUGGUCAGACAAGAGUUUGGGAGAUGCAUGUAUAGCUAAGAAGCUUGACAGGGCUCUGGUCAAUCAAAAAUGGACAUCCUCCUUUCCAAUUUCAGAAUGCAAUUUCCUCACCCUAGGUAUUUCUGAUCACAGCCCUAUUUUGGUUACACUUGACAUCAACAAACCACAAAGGCGUACCCCUUCAGGUUCUUUAAUGCUUGGUCAUCACACAAGCUUUUCUUAUCUUCAGUACAAGGGGUUUGGAGCACACACAUUAAAGGAACAGCUAUGUUUCAAGUUGUUCAAAUUAAAAACCGUCCUAAGAACUACUUGUGGGAAAGAAUUUUCAGAGUUGGACUCUAAAAUUCAUGCAAUUCAGCUUGAAUUACAAUCUUGUCAAAUGGAUCUUGAUCUUUCUCCUAUUGAUUCUUCACUCAAAGAGCUGGAAGGAGCCCUUACUAGAGAAUUUUUUAGGCUGGGAAACAUCCAAGAAGAUAUUUUGAGGCAAAAAUCUAGGAUGAUGAUUCAUGAUUUGGAGGAUAUUAAAAUUCAAGUGGUCAAUCAUUUCCAAUCCCUGCUUGGUCAAUCUCCCCCUCCCACUCACCACAUCUCUAACUUAGCUCCAUUUAUCUCCAAGGUUGUCCCCACCAGUAUGCACUCUUUCCUUGAGGAUCCACCAUCCAAUUUGGAGAUUCAAAGCUGUAUGUUGAAGCUUAAUAAGGAUAAAGCUCCGGGUCCAGAUGGCUACAAUGCCUCAUUCUUUCAAAAGUGUUGGAAUAUUGUGGGAAGGACUAUUAUCAAAGCAAUCUCAGAAUUCUUCAGGAACGGAAAGCUCCUAGCAGAGGUCAACAAUACAUACAUUGCCUUGGUACCAAAAUGCCAAAAUCCAACCUCUCUUCAUGACUACAGGCCUAUCUCAUAUGUCAACACCAUCUACAAGUGUAUUUCAAAACUUCUUGCAACUAGGCUUCAAUCCACACUGCCACUCCUCAUUGAUCAAGCCCAAUCUGCCUUUGUGCAUGGCAGAAAGAUUACAGACCCUAUACUACUAGCACAUGAGUUGCUAAGAGGGUAUCACAAGCAUGGCACUCCUGCAAGAUGUGCAAUCAAGGUGGACUUCAAGAAGGCCUUUGAUUCAGUGAAGUGGGACUUCAUUAUUAAUUGUCUCUCAUUGCAUAACUUCCCUCCCAAGUUUAUUUCACUGAUUAAUGCUUGCAUCUUAUCCCCAUCUUUCACCAUUGCCCUGAAUGGUGAAUUCCAAGGAGAGCAAAAAAUCACUCACCUAUCUUAUGCUGAUGACCUACUUCUGUUUUGCCAUGGAGAUAUUUGUUCAGUUUCAGUCCUAAAGUCAGCACUUGAUCUUUUCUGUUCUAUGUCUGGACUUGACAUCAACCUAUCUAAAAGUGCAGUGUAUUUCUCAAGAGUUCAUGAUCACACUCAAUAUGAGAUCUCUUCUCUACUUGGCAUUCAGGCAGCAACUCUCCCAGUGAAAUAUCUUGGAGUGCCCCUCAUUUCUACUAAUCUUAAAGCUCAGCAUUAUAGCUUACUGGUAAGCAGGAUUACCCACAGAGUUACUAACUGGACAUCAAGGUCUCUAUCUUAUGCAGGUAGACUGCAAUUAAUCAAGUCUGUGCUUGUCUCUACCCAAAAUUACUGGUGCAACAUCUUCAUCCUUCCUAAGGGGGUAAUUGAUGAGUUAAAUAAAAUUUUCAGAAGAUUUCUCUGGUCUGGACCAGAAUUAAAGACUUCAGGUUCGAAGGUUGCUUGGGGCAAGACAACUCCAACAGAUUAUGGGUUAAUUGGUGCCAUUCCCACCUCCUCAAAGCUAGGAACAUGUGGACUCUUAACUUCCCUCAGCCAUGCUCCUGGAGUUGGAGAAAAAUGCUGGGGUCCUUUAUCCUUAAGGUUCCCAAGGUCACUAAUGUCUGAGGGAGGAUUACAUGAAGAUAUAACAGUGGACAACUUCAUUAUUAACAACAACUGGGCCUUUCCCAUCUUCCUCACUAAUGCUAUCCCAGAAUUGGCUAACCUUCCUGCACCUGAUUCAUCUACAAGGGACACCAAAAGGUGGAUUGCUUUUCCUACAGGACAGUACUCAUUCAGCCACACAGUUUCUUAUUUGGUAGGGGACCUCCCAAAUGUUCCAUGGCACAACCUUGUUUGGCAAUCCACAACUAUUCCUAGAAUGAAGUUCAUCCUUUGGUUAGCAGUCCAAUCCAAAUUGCCAACACUAGAUAAUAAAUCUAUGUCAAGCCAUACCAAUAUUUGCCCUCUAUGUCGCUUAUCCACCGAAUCCCAUGACCACAUUUUCUUAAACUGCCCCUUUACCUCUCCUUUGUGGCGUUUUAUCAAAUACAUGUGUAGCAUCCACACAGCUAUUAGGAGCUGGGAACCUCUAGUUUAA